CCAAGCGAGCAACCACCCGCGCCCUCGCGGCCCCUCCACCGCUCGUCUCCAAUGCCACCGUCGCCGCCGCCGCGGCCGUCCCCGUAGGGUCUCCCGGCGAUGGGGAACAGCUGCGCCGGCUCCGGCCCCAACGGCGCCGGCCGCAGCGGCUUCCUCGCCUCCGUCGCCAUCUGGCGCGCGAAGCCCGCCGAGCAGGCGCCGGCCGCCGACACCCCCCCGGCGUCCACCUCCGAGCAGAAGGCGCCCGAUCCCGUCACCAUACCCCCCGGCGAGCACUCCUCCUCGCAUGGCGGCGCGCGCUCCUCCGACCCGCCGCCCCCCAAGCGCGCCGAGACGCAGCGGCAGAUGUCGAUGGCCCCCACGGCCAAGAAGCCCGUGCCCAAGGUCAAGCGCGUCCAGAGCGCCGGCCUCCAGGCCGACUCCGUCCUCAAGCGCGACGUCAACACCGCCAAACUCAAGGACCUCUACACCAUCGGCAAGAAGCUGGGGCAGGGCCAGUUCGGCACCACCUACCUCUGCGUCGAGAAGGCCACGGGGAAGGAGUACGCCUGCAAGUCCAUCGCCAAGCGGAAGCUGCUCACCGACGAGGACGUCGAGGACGUGCGCCGCGAGAUCCAGAUCAUGCACCACCUGGCCGGGCACAGCAGCGUCGUCUCCAUCGUCGGCGCCUACGAGGACGCCGUCGCCGUGCAGCUUGUCAUGGAGCUCUGCGCCGGCGGCGAGCUGUUCGACAGAAUCAUCCAGAGGGGGCACUACUCCGAGAAGGCCGCGGCGCAGCUCACCAGGGUGAUCGUCGGCGUCAUCGAGGCGUGCCACUCGCUCGGCGUCAUGCACAGGGAUCUCAAGCCGGAGAAUUUCUUGUUCAUCAAUACUCAGGAGGACUCGCCGCUCAAGGCCAUUGAUUUCGGGCUCUCCAUCUUCUUCACGCCAGGUCAGAUGUUUACAGAUGUAGUUGGAAGUCCAUACUAUGUUGCACCUGAGGUUCUUCUAAAGAACUAUGGGCGUGAAGUUGACGUCUGGAGUGCUGGUGUAAUAAUCUAUAUCUUGUUGAGUGGGGUUCCUCCGUUCUGGGAUGAAAGUGAACAAGGGAUAUUUGAACAAGUUUUGAAAGGUGAGCUAGACUUUACAACUGAUCCCUGGCCUAGUAUCUCAGAGAGUGCAAAGGAUUUGGUCAGGAAAAUGCUUAAUCGUGAUCCAAAGAAGAGAUUGACUGCCCACGAAGCGCUAUGUCACCCUUGGGUUUGUGUUGAUGGAGUUGCUCCUGAUAAACCUCUUGAUUCUGCUGUUCUAAGUCGGUUAAAACAAUUUUCUGCAAUGAACAAACUAAAGAAAAUGGCCCUUAGGGUUAUUGCCGAGAGUUUAUCUGAAGAAGAGAUUGCAGGAUUGAAAGAAAUGUUUAAAAUGCUAGACACUGAUAACAGCGGUCAUAUCACGUUGGAGGAGCUAAAAACUGGCUUGCGGCGAGUCGGUGCUACUCUGAUGGACUCAGAAAUUGAUGCUUUAAUGGAAGCAGCGGAUAUUGACAAUAGUGGUACCAUUGAUUAUGGGGAGUUCAUUGCUGCAACUAUGCAUAUGAACAAAGUUGACAAGGACGAUAAGCUCUUUGCAGCCUUCCAAUACUUUGAUAAAGACGGCAGUGGUUACAUUACUCAAGAUGAGCUCCAAAAGGCAUGCGAGGAGUUUGGUAUUGGAGAUACCCGUAUUGAAGAUAUUAUCGGAGAUGUCGAUAAGGACAAUGAUGGGAAGAUCGACUACAAUGAGUUUGUCGAAAUGAUGCAGAAAGGAAAUAAUCCACUGGGUAGAAAGGGACAGCAAAGCAAUGUGAACUUUGGUCUUGGAGAUGCACUGAAGCUUCGGUAAACUAAGGAGUAGCUAACCAAAAAUGCCAUUCAGCGACCCACAAAAGAUAACCCAGCAGCAGAGUAGCUCCCACGGCUUGUUGCGCACAGGCAGGGAUUCAGAUGAUCAGAUAUCAAGAUUCCAUGGCACCUCGGUCCGAGUUUUGGUGGGUCGGGUCUAUGAACUCUUAAGGCUGAAGGGGCAGAGUACCGAAAGCCUCUCACAGGAGCUGACAUUAGGGUGUCCCCAACAUGACAUCGUAUGAUAUGAUUCUCUUAAUUAAUUUACAUCCGCAAGAGCAUCAGCCGGUAAGAAAUGCUCGGCGAGACCGCCAUGUACACGUGUUGUAAGUAAAGCGUGAGAGUUGAGUAGGAGAGGUGUCCUUUUCUUCUUCUUCAGUUUUUCCCCUCGUUCUGAAACCAGCGGCAGGGAGACCCUAAGCCAUGGGAGAAAGUGGAAACUCCAGCUGCUACCUUUGAUUCUCUUCAUCUGUAUUACUGGAUAGCUGCUUAGUACGUCUUGGCUUUUGUAAAGGGUAGGUGCUUGUCUCCGUGUGUGUGUGUGUUGUAGGCAAAAUGAAAUGUCUGACCAAUGAAAACCGAUUCUCCUGCUAUUAUUGUCCGUUUUUCGGCGCUGUAAGAACAGUGGUGGCACGGACUAAUUAAAGCCUGAUGAUGAUGAUGAUGAUGA
Messenger RNA from Triticum dicoccoides, 2529 nucleotides. Its product is annotated as calcium-dependent protein kinase 11. Bases 100 to 1860 code for a protein of 586 amino acids. The record is from RefSeq and is a predicted model, not a curated record. Gene Ontology annotation, biological process: protein phosphorylation. The transcript has 8 exons. Lineage: Eukaryota; Viridiplantae; Streptophyta; Magnoliopsida; Poales; Poaceae. Gene Ontology annotation, molecular function: ATP binding; protein kinase activity; calcium ion binding.